Molecule: messenger RNA, 836 nt
Organism: Pristis pectinata (smalltooth sawfish)
Lineage: Eukaryota; Metazoa; Chordata; Chondrichthyes; Rhinopristiformes; Pristidae
Product: anterior gradient protein 3-like
Exons: 8
Coding region: 106-636 (176 amino acids)
Cellular component (GO): endoplasmic reticulum
Source: RefSeq, a predicted model, not a curated record
UUGGAACCAUAACACACUUGGAUCACCGCAAGGUGGUAACAGCACUCAGUUCCAAUCCACUGAUAACCCGCCGCGGCAAUCUGCGUGAAUUUGAAUCCCUCCAGAAUGCCUGACCUUUCUUUCGCCCUGCUGGUGCUGCUGGCUGCUCUCUCGGGUUGUCUGGCCAGAGGCUCCGUUGUAACAUCGAAGAAAGUCGACAAAGAGCCUGCAAAAGAGAAGACAUGUCCUCCCAGUCUAUCCAGAGGAUGGGCCGAUGAGGUUAAUUGGGUUCAGACCUACGAAGAAGGGCUGUACAAAGCCCGAAAGAGCAACCGACCUUUAAUGGUGAUCCAUCACUUGGAAGAUUGCCAAUUCAGUCAAAGUUUGAAGAAGGCAUUUGCUGAGAGUAAAGAAAUUCAGAAAAUGGCAAAAGAAGACUUUGUUAUGCUUAAUCUUGUGUUUGAGACAAAUGACAAAAACUUGUGGCCUGACAGUCAGUAUGUUCCCAGGAUCAUUUUUGUAGAUCCCUCUUUAACAGUCAGAGCAGACAUCAGAGGGAAGUAUGACAAUCGUCUGUACACCUAUGAGCCUGGUGACAUUGAUCUCUUGAUAUCAAACAUGAAAGCAGCCAAGAAACUACUGAAACAGGAAUUAUAAGAAACUGAAGUCAUUUAACUACCUAUUAAGCUUUAUUAGUUUCAUUAUCUGCUCAAUAUAUCUAACCAUAAGUUCAUUGUUAGAGCCAGUGUAUGUGACUGUCCCAAUAUUGUACUAAUGUGUGCAGAAAAAGUGUAAAUAAUGUUCUCUCAAUAUUGGGUAUUUCAACUUGAGACAUUUUAAUAAAUCUUUUGAUAUCA